This is a messenger RNA of Suillus fuscotomentosus, 696 nucleotides long. RefSeq lists its product as uncharacterized. Bases 1 to 696 code for a protein of 231 amino acids. Lineage: Eukaryota; Fungi; Basidiomycota; Agaricomycetes; Boletales; Suillaceae. The transcript has 8 exons. The record is from RefSeq and is a predicted model, not a curated record.
AUGGUGAACUGGAAGGAUCCUGACCUCGAAGCGAAAUUGGAGACACUUUCAGCACAGUUGUUGUAUGCUAUCCUUGGCUUAUACGGCUGGGAAUAUAUAUGCUCUUCACAUGUGGAGAUAGCACUACUUCGGAGGAAGCUUCCAUUUCGAUGGCCUUUGCUCUCGUACAUUGUCGCUAGAUUUAGCUUCUUGAUUGCGACAGUUCUGAUGCUCACCUCGAUUUUAGGCAUGAAUUUAAUCACCAUAGUGAGCACGGGAGCUCCGAAGUUGCUGUUUGCGACAAACGCCGCCAUCGGUUGCUCCACAACAAAUCUGAUGAUCAGAACGUGGCUUAUCUGGAAAACCAGUUACCUGCUGCGGCUCUUGCUAGUCCUCCUCUCACUAGGUCAUUGGACAAUGCUCACUCUCUUCCUUGUAACCACUCAUGCAUCCACUAGAAACGGGGUGUGCAUAAUCAGCUUUGUCAAACCUGCAUAUACUAGUGCGGUGAUCAUAUAUAGCAUGUUGUAUGAUUUGGCACUUUUGGUCUUUACAGUCAUCGGACUCUUGAGGAUGCCAUCAUCUUCUACGCUGUGGAAGAUGCUUCUGAAACAAGGGGUGAUAUAUUUCAUCCUCAAUUUAGUAGCAAAAGUUAUCCUACUGGUGUGUUCCUGGACCUUGAUGCUCCACAGGGUUGUCGCAGACCAAACUUUGUAG